GGGAGGGUUAUCAGGAAACAAACAUGGCUACCCUGUUUGUUGGAGAGCCGCAAGAGAUGGAAGGGACUGCCUGAUUGAUCCUGGCUGUGCCUCCCCAUCUGUCCUCUAUGUGCAGUGGACCGGAAGGGUGAGUCAGAGGAGUCUGGAGAUGAUGAGACCAGGAGGAAGAACAUCAAUGGGGAGGUUGAUGCCAAUCAGCCCCAUACCACAGUUAAAGAGGAGUCUCCUGUUGAAAUGGAUACCAUAACUCUGGACCCAGAGGAAGAGGAUGUUGAUCUUGUCCACUGUCGUAUUGGGAAGAUUGAGGGACUGGGGGUGUUGAGGAAGGCGAAGACGCUCUCUCUAAGGCAGAACCUGAUCAAGACGCUUGAAAACCUGGAGACGUUAGUGAUGCUGAAGGAACUUGAUCUCUACGACAACCAGAUCCGCAAACUUGAGAACCUGCAGACCCUCAAAGAGCUGGAACAGCUGGACGUGUCCUUCAAUCUACUGAGGAAGGUGGAGGGUCUGGAGCAUCUGACGGGGCUAAAGAAGCUCUUUCUGCUGCACAACAAGAUCAGCCACAUCGCCAACCUGGACCACCUCACCGGCCUGGAGAUGUUGGAGCUGGGCUCCAACCGCAUCCGGCAAAUAGAGAACUUGGACGGGCUGUCCUCGUUGACGAGUCUGUUUCUGGGCACCAAUAAGAUCACUCAGCUGCAGCAUCUGGAAGGCCUUCACAACCUGACAGUCCUCAGCAUCCAGAGUAACCGCAUCACCAAGAUGGAGGGUCUGCAGGGUCUGGUCAACCUGAAGGAACUCUACCUGAGUCACAACGGCAUCGAGGUCAUUGAGGGCCUGGAGAACAAUAAAAAGCUCACAACUCUCGACAUCGCAGCCAACCGGGUAAAGAAAAUUGAAAACAUCAGCCAUCUAACAGACCUACAGGAAUUCUGGAUGAAUGAUAAUCAGCUAGAGGACUGGUCAGAUCUAGAUGAGCUGAAGAGUUCCAAGGCCCUGGAGACGGUGUACCUGGAGAGGAACCCCUUGCAGAAGGACCCCCAAUAUCGCAGGAAGAUUAUGCUGGCUCUGCCCACCGUACGCCAGAUCGACGCCACGUUCAUUCGCUUUUGACCGGGCCACACCUCACACCCCUACCUUGGUGUCCCUCCACUCACCGUUCUUCCCCUGCAACUGCAAAAUAGACCUCAGCUUACUGCACACAGACUCAUUCACCACAGGCACACACCUACAGAUACAGACGAGUGUCCUUGUAUACCACAUACACUCCAGCACACACAUUCCUAAUAUCACGUUUCAUUUGCCUUACCGUCUCAUGUAAAACACGCAUGUACACAUUUACACUCACCAUCUGACCUAUGCUAUUGUUUUAAUGCAUAUUAAUUUAUUGUCAGAAUUGGACUGGAUAGGGGCUGGGAGGAGUGGGAGCUGCAGGGAUGUCAAAAGGACUGCCCCCCCCCCUCUUUUCCCCCUUUGGAUGUGGAGUAGGGAAUAAUUGCUCUGCCUGAUUGUCCUUUUGUCUGGAGGGAUUUAAAAGGAGAAGGCAGUCCGUCUUUCUCCCUUUGUUAUUGAAAUUGCACUGUACCUGGCAAGAAGGUGUGCUGGCGGUAUUGCUGAUGGUCUAUUUAAGUGUUCAUCACAUUUCCUUCAGGAAGUUCUAAACUCACCAGACAGUCUUAUUUUAAAGAAUAAAAUAUAUUUUAUUCUAAAGAAUAAAAAUAAAAUAUAUAUUAAAUGUGACAAUGGUAGCUGCUGCCUUUAGUGGUGCUAAUACAGGGUGUAUUGGUGUGUAUGAUACUUGGUGUGGUUGCCAUGGGGAUAUUGAGCUCACCAUAACACUAAGUUUCCCUCAAAUUGUAGCUGCGUUAAACAGAUGCUGUAUCUGUUGUUCAACGUGAAGGAUUGAACUUAAUUCACACCCUGUCAUAAAGAAGCAUACUCUGAAACUGGUCCAAUUCGGGACAAUAAAGCAAAUGUGCUGUUCUGAAUGCCAAAUCAUGGCAGCACCAAGAAACAAACCAGGGGUUUGUGCAUUGGGAAAAAAUGUAGCAGAGCAUUUUGCAAUGGGGCAAAAUGGGGAAAAAAGUUAUUAUUGGAGAAGAGCAGAUGUUUCAUUCUGUUUCUUGCCUGAUGAACAUGACCCAAUUACCAGAGAGUAUAACCACAUGUGAAGAGUGUGAUUUUUGCUGUAAGAUUUGUUCACAACUGUUUUUAUUUAGUCUCUUAAACUGAUUUGUUUUGAAUGUUUCAAAGACCAAGUUUGAUUAUUUACAAUGUCCUAAUUCAAAUUAAUCUGCGGUCUGAGCUAUACUGAAAAAUAAACCAUUUCAAAUGUUUAA
This is a messenger RNA of Oncorhynchus masou masou (cherry salmon), 2339 nucleotides long. Its product is annotated as protein phosphatase 1 regulatory subunit 7-like. Bases 235 to 1113 code for a protein of 292 amino acids. Lineage: Eukaryota; Metazoa; Chordata; Actinopteri; Salmoniformes; Salmonidae. Gene Ontology annotation, molecular function: protein binding. The transcript is spliced from 10 exons. The record is from RefSeq and is a predicted model, not a curated record.